Molecule: messenger RNA, 3114 nt
Organism: Charadrius vociferus (killdeer)
Lineage: Eukaryota; Metazoa; Chordata; Aves; Charadriiformes; Charadriidae
Gene: ADAMTS14
Product: ADAM metallopeptidase with thrombospondin type 1 motif, 14
Exons: 24
Biological process (GO): extracellular matrix organization; proteolysis
Cellular component (GO): extracellular matrix
Molecular function (GO): metalloendopeptidase activity
Source: RefSeq, a predicted model, not a curated record
AUGCCCUCGGCGUUCACCCAGCCCGACUUUCUGGCACUUUUUGUCCAAAUUAAGUGCGAAUCGGCAAGGCUGGCGCUGGACCAGUGUGGCCAGUUCCUCUCUCCCAUCCAGCCUGGGGAGAGCUGGAAAAGAGCCUUCACCCUCUGCGAGCUGGCAGGACCAUCGCUGGACCUGACCUGUGGGUUCGCUCCCUGGCUUGAUUUCUGCCCCAUCACCACCACCUCGCCUGGUGCUCCAGGCUUUUGGUGGAACCUGGCUCUGAUCUUCACCUCCUUGGCUGGGGUGCGGUGGGACAAGCCCCGGCUGGAGAGGUCCUGCCCUGGUGACCUGAACGUCUCCUACGGGAAGGACCUGAGAUACGUGUGUCGGGCUGGCCUGAUUCGGACAGACAGCAACGAGUUCUUCAUCGAGCCCCUGGAGAGGGGGCAGCAGGAGACGGAGGAGCACGGGAGGGCGCACGUGGUGUACCGCCGGUCGGCCAUCCGGCAGGACGGCGCAGAGCCCCUGCCCGGUGUGCAGGUGGGAGAUCUCCCCAACUCCCUGGAGCUGAUGACGGAGCGGCUGGGGGACGCGGAGCGCAAGAGGCGUCAUGCCAGGAAGGAUGACUACAACAUCGAGGUCUUGCUGGCAGUGGACGACUCGGUGGUACGCUUCCACGGGAAGGAGCACGUCCAGAACUACGUCCUCACCCUCAUGAACAUAGUGGAUGAAAUUUAUCAUGACGAGUCGCUGGGCAUUCACAUCAACAUCGUGCUGGUCAGGAUGAUCAUGGUGGGGUACCGCCAGUCAGUCAGCCUGAUAGAGCGAGGGAACCCAUCUCGGAGCUUGGAGCAGGUCUGCCGCUGGGCUCACUCGCAGCAGCGCUCUGACCCGGAGCACGCCGAGUACCACGACCACGCUGUAUUCCUCACCAGGCAAGAUUUUGGUCCCGCAGGCUACGCACCGGUGACGGGGAUGUGCCACCCGCUCCGCAGCUGCACCCUCAACCACGAAGACGGCUUCUCCUCGGCGUUUGUUGUCGCCCAUGAGACUGGCCACGUGUUAGGCAUGGAGCACGACGGCCAGGGCAACCGCUGCGCCGACGAGACCAGCAUGGGGAGCAUCAUGGCGCCGCUGGUCCAGGCCGCCUUCCACCGCUACCACUGGUCCCGCUGCAGCAAACAGGAGCUCAACCGCUACAUUCACUCCUAUGACUGCCUCCUGGAUGACCCCUUUGAGCACCAGUGGCCCACCUUACCCGAGCUGCCGGGCAUUAACUACUCCAUGGACGAGCAGUGCCGCUUCGACUUCGGCGUGGGCUACAAAACGUGCACGGCGUUCCGCACCUUCGACCCCUGCAAGCAGCUGUGGUGCAGCCACCCAGACAACCCCUACUUCUGCAAGACCAAGAAGGGACCACCCUUGGAUGGGACCGAAUGUUCUCCGGGCAAGUGGUGCUUCAAAGGUCACUGCAUCUGGAAGACAUCGGAGCAGCCCUACAGCCAGGAUGGCAGCUGGAGCUCCUGGUCCAAGUUUGGCUCCUGCUCCAGGACCUGCGGGGGAGGCGUGCGCUCUCGCAGCCGGAGCUGCGACAACCCACCCCCGGCGUAUGGCGGGCGCCAUUGCCCGGGAGCCACCUACGAGUACCAAGUGUGCAACGCCGAGGAGUGCCCAGGGCCCUACCAGGAUUUCCGUGCCCAGCAGUGCUCCAAGCGCAACUCCUACUACACCCACCAGAACAGCAAGCAUGCCUGGCUUCCCUACGAGCAUCACGACGAUGCUCAGAAGUGUGAGCUCAUUUGCCAGUCUGAGGGAACGGGGGACGUGGUGUUCAUGAAUCAGGUGGUUCACGACGGCACCCGGUGCAGCUACCGAGACCCCUACAGCAUCUGCGUCCGGGGCGAGUGCGUGCACGUCGGCUGUGACAAGGAGGUCGGCUCCCUGAAGCAGGAUGACAAGUGCGGGGUCUGCGGGGGGGACAACUCCCACUGCCGGACGGUGAAGGGCACGCUGGCCAAGACCCCCAAGCAGCCGGGUGUUUUGAAGAUGUUUGAGAUUCCGGCCGGGGCCAGGCACCUUCAGAUAGAAGAGGUGGAACCAGCAUCCCACACCAUCGCUGUUAAGAAUCAAGCCACGGGUAACUUCAUCCUUAACGCCAAGGGCAAAGAAGCCAAAAGCCAAGUGUUCAUUGAGAUGGGCUUGGAGUGGGAAUACACCGUUGAACAUGGCAAGGAGAGCCUGAAGACCAGCGGUCCUCUGCACGAGGCCAUCAGCGUUUUGGUCAUCCCUCAGGGGGAGGAGGUGAGGAGCAGCCUGAUGUACAGGUACAUCAUCCAUGAAGACCUGCUGCCCAUGAUCGGGAACAACAACGUCCUGCUUGAGGAGAUGGAUUCCUACGAGUGGGCCCUCAAGAGCUGGUCUCAGUGCUCCAAGGCGUGUGGAGGAGGCAUCCAGUACACCAAGUCCGGCUGCCGGCGGAAAAGCGACAACCGGAUGGUGCAUAGAAACUUCUGCGACAACGGCAAGAAGCCGAAGCCGAUCCGGCGGCGCUGUAACCUCCAGGAGUGCUCCCAACCAACCUGGGUGGCCGAGGAGUGGGGCGCCUGCAGCAAGUCCUGCGGCAAGCUGGGGGUGCAGGCGCGGGCGGUGCAGUGCGUGCAGCGCCUGCAGGACGGCACCAACCGCACUUUGCACACCAAGUACUGCCCCGGGCAGCGGCCCGAGACGCGCCGGCCAUGCAGCCGCCUGCCCUGUCCCGCACAGUGGAGGACGGGCGCCUGCCCCGGGGAGCGGGCCGGAGCCGCGCCGGCCAUGCAGCCGCCUGCCCUGUCCCGCACAGUGGAGGACGGGCGCCUGGUCGGAGUUUGCAAAGGCAGCGAGGGCGGCGGGCGCUGCGAGGGCGACAAGCCGGAGGCCGUCCAGGGCUGCCACGUGGCCCUCUGCCCGGGGAAGCUCUCCGGCAUCACCGCCAACACCGGUGACCACGGCACACCCAAAGGGCAGCGGGUGCCCCAGGAUGGACCCAAAAACCCCGUUAGCAAGAUCUCUUCCAGGGAGCCGUGCCUCGGGGACAAGUCUAUCUUCUGCCAGAUGGAGGUCCUGGCCCGCUACUGCUCCAUCCCCGGCUACAACAAG